This is a messenger RNA of Protopterus annectens (West African lungfish), 805 nucleotides long. It is a transcript of the gene IER3IP1, whose product is annotated as immediate early response 3 interacting protein 1. The record is from RefSeq and is a predicted model, not a curated record. The transcript is spliced from 3 exons. Lineage: Eukaryota; Metazoa; Chordata; Ceratodontiformes; Protopteridae. Gene Ontology annotation, cellular component: Golgi membrane; COPII-coated ER to Golgi transport vesicle; endoplasmic reticulum membrane. Bases 276 to 524 code for a protein of 82 amino acids. Gene Ontology annotation, biological process: endoplasmic reticulum to Golgi vesicle-mediated transport.
GUUAUUGGUACGGACAGCAGACAGAAAUUAUUUCUGCUGCUGUCACUAUGUAGAUUUUAUUAUCUGGUACUAAACCCGACUUUUAACACCACUGACGAUUAAUUGGUUUGCCUUUUCUCCGAAAAUUGGACAAUAAUCAACGAUCUCUACACACUUAAAAUAAUUACGGCACAGGGAAGAUAUACGCCUAAAACGCGAGUAACGAAUCAGUUCUUUUUGUCUCUCUCGAGCUUCUGUCGUGUGCUUGACACGUCAAAAGACAGUGUAGUACUAACAUGGCGUUCACUUUAUAUUCUCUGAUUCAAGCUUCUCUGUUAUGUAUUAAUGCUAUAGCUGUUCUCAAUGAAGAGAGGUUCCUAAACAGAAUUGGAUGGGGAGCAGAUCACAGUACUGGAGGAUUUGGAGAAGAACAAGGAAUUAAAUCUCAGCUUAUGAACCUUGUUAAAUCUGUGCGAACAGUUAUGAGAGUGCCAUUAAUAAUACUGAACUCUGUAACAAUUGUGCUGCUCAUCCUUUUUGGCUGAAGAACUAAAAGUAUGAUGAUAAUUUGGACUGAACUUGAGACCAACUGCAAUUAUUACCUUUUUUUAUAUUUUCUACUUCAGAUAUCAUCAACUGAGGACUUGUAGCCAUUUUCCUGGUAGACUUUGAAAUGCCUCUAUCAGUUGCACAUGGCUUUAUGAAAUUACUUGGAAUUGUACAUUUUUUUCUGUCUCUGUAUAGGAGACUGAAGUAUUGUACUUGAUUGCUGGUUUAAAAUGUGUAUCAUCUUUAUUGUAAAUGUAAUAAAUCACAAGUGAUAAGA